AAUCUCAGCCUUCUCAUUCAGACGGAAAGUUAUUGAAGAUCUAGCAUCUCAAUCUUCAGAAGGAACAACAGAAGCGGACCCCUUUUUUUCCUGCUUUUUGCGACAAUGCGGCCCCCAGAGCUUUUACCAAAUGCCUCGUUCUACAUGGGUCCACAGGAGGAGCCCCCUCUGCCACGAGCCGGCUUUAUCGUGCUCGCCAUCAUCAUGACCUUUUUUACCAUUCCUGCCAUCGUGCUGAACGCUACAGUAAUCAUUGUGUCCCUUAUGCACAAGCAGCUGAGGCAGCCGCUCAACUACGCUCUGGUGAACUUGGCUGUAGCUGACCUGGGCACGGCGAUGACUGGAGGGGUGCUGUCGGUGGUCAACAACGCCCAGGGGUAUUUCUCCCUGGGCAGGACAGGCUGUGUGAUGGAGGGCUUUGCAGUGUCCUUGUGUGGCAUCACAUCCCUGUGCACGGUGGCUCUGAUUGCAGUGGAGAGGAUGUUUGUGGUGUGCAAGCCUCUUGGACAGAUAGCCUUCCAAAAGAAGCAUGCCAUUGGAGGUGUAGUCUUAUCCUGGCUGUGGUCUCUUGCCUGGAACUUGCCCCCGCUGUUCGGCUGGGGCAGGUACGAGCUGGAGGGCGUCGGGACAUCCUGCGCACCUGACUGGCACAACACAGACCCCAACAAUGUCUCCUACAUCAUUGCUUACUUUGCAGUGUGUUUUGCUUUACCUUUCACUCUGAUCCUGGUCUCAUAUGCAAAACUUCUGUGGACGUUACACCAGGUUUCAAAGAUGGCCUGUAUGGAGGGAGGAGCAGUAGCUAAAGGGGAGAUGAAGGUGGCGUCCAUGGUGAUUCUGAUGGUCCUGUCUUUCCUGGUCAGCUGGCUGCCAUAUGCCGGCCUGGCCAUGUUUGUGGUCUACAAACCUGCUGCGAAGAUUCAUCCGCUGGUGGGCACAGUGCCGGUUUACCUGGCCAAGAGCAGCACUGCGUACAAUCCCAUGAUCUAUAUCUUACUCAACCAACAGUUCCGCAAGUAUGCAGUGCCCUUCCUGCUAUGCGGGAAGGAGGUAAUGGAUGAAGAUGAAACAUCGGAGGCAACAACUACUGUGGAGGCAAUCUCAACAAAUAAAGUUGGUCCCAGUUGAACUCUGCAAUUUAAUGAUGACCAAAAUUCUGUAUGAAGCACAAUAAUAAAUCGGUUUCCUGUUUCUUGUUAUGGAUGUACGAGUGUUGUUGCUUUUUUCAAAAUGUGCAUUAUGAAUACACAGCAAAUCUGAUUUACACAUGAAUGAGAACAUUAAUUCAGCAUAAAUUUAUUUAAUGAUGAUAGAAAACAAAAUAUCAAAUGAAGUCCAGGUCAAAAUCAAAUGAAAAAAAAAA
Messenger RNA from Fundulus heteroclitus (mummichog), 1363 nucleotides. RefSeq names its product parapinopsin. Gene Ontology annotation, biological process: G protein-coupled receptor signaling pathway; visual perception. Bases 106 to 1128 code for a protein of 340 amino acids. NCBI's taxonomy places the organism in Eukaryota, Metazoa, Chordata, Actinopteri, Cyprinodontiformes, Fundulidae. Gene Ontology annotation, molecular function: G protein-coupled receptor activity. Gene Ontology annotation, cellular component: photoreceptor outer segment; membrane. The record is from RefSeq and is a predicted model, not a curated record. The transcript has 4 exons.